AUGGCUUUCAAGUAUGUCGCUGAUCAAGAACCACAACGCAGACAACGAUUUUCCGACGUCGAAGAAAAUCCCCGCAGAAAAUUAAUGCCAAUUAGUGGAUAUGAAAAAAAGUCACUAGUUACAUUGGAAGAGGCGGUUGAACCUCUGGAAACAAUUGUGGACAAUGUCAAGAACAACGCCGCGUGGGCCAAAUGGAAAUGUACUGAGCCACCAGCAGAUAAUCUAACCACCGAUCAAUCAGCAGCAAUUAUCCUUUACACAAUGGAACCAAAUGAUGAAAAAGAAUGUGUAUAUUAUAUACUCAAUUCAACCCUUCGGGAUGAAGAUCGAAAAAAUCUGAAACCGUGGUUUUUAUAUCUGCGAUUAUUGCUGUCAGCUCUUGCGCUACUGCCAAACCUUCAACGUCAUGUUUACCGUGGAGUUAAAGGCAACAUGCAAAGCGCAUAUAAAACAGGGGAAAAAAUAAUUUGGUGGGGAUUUAGUUCAUGUACUUCGCAGCUGAAUGUGUUGAGUAAUGAUCAAUUCCUCGGUUCGACAGGAGUCAGAACUUUGUUCAACAUCGAUUGUAAAACGGGAAAAGAUAUUCAAAAACAUUCCGCUUUUCCACGUGAAAGUGAAAUUCUUUUACCGGCCGCUCGGUGUUUUGAAGUUGUUGCAUGUCUCCGACAAGGCCCUGAUAUGAAUAUUGUACAAUUGGAAGAAAUUGACUCACCUGUUAAGCUUAUUGAUCUUGGACCACAAAAUAUUGUUCCAUCAACCGGAGCAAGUGGAAGUAAAAGCAAUGCAACAACAACAUCGGUCGCCACCAGUAUGUCAACAAUGAAUAUCAACAAAAAUUCCACAGGUAAACUUUUAUAA
Molecule: messenger RNA, 858 nt
Organism: Rotaria sp. Silwood2
Lineage: Eukaryota; Metazoa; Rotifera; Eurotatoria; Philodinida; Philodinidae
Source: the annotation of a GenBank genome assembly